Truncatella angustata is the source of this 1163-nucleotide messenger RNA. RefSeq lists its product as uncharacterized. Lineage: Eukaryota; Fungi; Ascomycota; Sordariomycetes; Amphisphaeriales; Sporocadaceae. The coding region runs from base 352 to 996 and encodes 214 amino acids. The record is from RefSeq and is a predicted model, not a curated record. The transcript has 3 exons.
CACAACCUUAUCCAAAGAGCAAAUCCAGUGCCUCAAACAAGCCGUCUCAUCACCAACCUCUUCCGACGAUCAGCAGCAGCAGGAGAAGGAGCAUAAUUGGUGGCUGAAGGCCUUGUAUGGUGGUGCAGGCGGCAAGCUACUCAACACCCACACUACCACCGUCAGUCCAACAGCGAUCGACAGUAACGAUAUAAGCACGGCUUCCGAGUCGGGCGAUUCUACCAUUGCUACGGAUACUCCGCCAGCGACUUGGCCACGGCCGCCGACUUAGGCGACGAGAUCGCCACGCCUAGUCCACCCCCUUAUAAGUCAUUGGAGCCUCCGGAUGGGGAUCCUGCUUCAGCAGCUGAGAUGACAGGCCCUCCAUCAGGGAAACGACUACGUGACUGUGAAGGCUUGAACGCUAGAAUUUCCCGUAGGCGCUUGGGUAGUGAAUCACGACCUGCAGAUGGUGAACAAUCAUACUCUGAGGGCAUCCUUGGAGCAUCAAAGCUCAAAAGGCAACAGGACGUCGACACCUGUUCGCCAUACCCUGUAACCCUAUUUGUUUCGAAGCUCAACGAAAUCCUCAGGAGAACCCAACACUUGGAGGAGGAGAAUGGUGUUCUCAAGGCUGAGCUGUCUAUUAUGCGGAAAAGCCAACACCAAAUGAAUGCCAAGGUGGAAGAGAUGAUUGAUAGGGAUCACAAAUAUGUGAAAAGAAUCCAGGACUUGGAGAAUGAGAGUGCUGCUCUCGCAACCCAGAUUAACAAUCUGAGGCAAAGUCAUGACGACAUGGGGGAACGCCAAACUGAUCUCGAGGAUUGUCAAACUGAUCUCGAGGAACGUCAAGCCGAACUCCUGGAACGUCAAACCGAACUUGAGGAAGAUCAAGCCGAACUCAACGUCCGUCAGGAGAAAACAGAGGAAAAGUGUGAUACGAUCGAUGUUGAGAUCAUGGAUCAAGUACACACCGCGGUGAGGAAUAGGCUCAUAGGUGCCUUGGAAACAAUGUGAACGUGACCGAGCCCCUGAAACGCAGUCCUGUUUCUGUGCCUUGUCCAACUACGAAGUCAACAUCACGUUAUGUUUGACGAUCGUGUGGGAUGGUAAUAUGUAUAAGAAGUGCUGUACCCCAAACUUGCCCAGUCACUGCUUACAGAAAUGGUCGGCUCGAAGGAUUC